AUGGCGGAGAGUGCAGCACGAAAAACCUUCGAGAAGCCGGACUCAGGAUUCAGUUAUAUGGCCUCGUAUAUGUGUAGAGAUGCGGUUCACCAGGUGUGGCUCAUGCUCAUCUGCAAGAAUCCGAAACCGUGCCACGUAAUCCGACUGGAUUAUACCUUCAAAGCAGAACAGUAUGAAUCUGCAAGGAUCAUGCAGGCAGCGACCUCUCUGCUUCUCCUGCAUUGGAUGCUACAGACCGGAUCCUGCACCACGAGGCUGAGAGACCACGGCUACGAAAAUGUGAUCGUCGCAGUUCACCCCAAGGUGCCGGAAAAUCCCCAAAUCCUAUCAGCGAUUAAGGAUAUGGUUUCUGAAGCCUCAUUUUAUCUCUUCAACUCCACUAAGAGGAGAUUCUAUUACAGAGAGGUGAAGAUUCUUCUACCAAGUACAUGGAAAUCCUUCCGAUUCCCAAGACCUCGAUAUGAAGCCCAUCAAGAGGCGAGUGUGAUCAUCAGCAGCCCCAACCUGGAUUACGGGAACGAUCCGCACACCGUACAUUAUAAAGGAUGCGGAAACAAAGGCAAAUACAUUCAUUUUACACCUGAAUUUCUGACAGAUGACAGCCUAAUUCCAGUCUAUGGGCCGAGAGGGAAGGCGUUCCUCCAUGAGUGGGCCCAUUUUCGGUGGGGCGUCUUCGAUGAGUACAGCGAUGAGGAGCCCUUCUUCGUUUCGGUCGACAAUAAAAUUAAAGCAACGCGGUGUUCCUCCGAGACGGUGGGUAUGUAUAUUUGUAAGGAACGCUCCUGUUCUGAUGGAGAAUGCAUCAUUGGCCCCCAGACUGGGAAUUUCGAGGAAGGUUGUAUGUUCUUAGUAAACAGCACGCAAAACGUGUCGGCAUCGAUCAUGUACAUGCAGUCCUUACCGUCCAUUGUGGAGUUUUGUUCUGAACAUGACCACGAUAAGGAAGCACCAAAUAUGCAGAACAGAAUGUGCAGCUACCGCAGCACCUGGGAUGUUAUUAAAGGUUCGGAUGACUAUAAAUCCACAGGACCAAUGCCAGGCACCAAUCUCCCACCUCCUCCUUCGUUUUUACUGCUACAGUCCAGGGCGAGAGUGAUUUGUCUGGUUCUGGAUGUCUCUGACAAUAUGGCCACGGGUCAGCGAUUCCACCAGCUACGUCAAGCAGCGGCCAUCUUCAUCCAACAGUUGGUUGAGCCGGGCUCUUAUGUAGGCAUCGUCACAUUCAGCGAAACAGCAGAAGUGAGAAGUCCCUUACGCCAGAUGGUCAACGAUGAUGUACGGUGGAAUCUCACGUCAAGUCUUCCGAAGACACUUGGCGGGGGUUUGUCUAUCUGUGAAGGCAUCUCAGCUGGUUUGCAGGUGAUUAAAGGUCUUGAUGGAAAUACAGAAGGUUCUGAAAUUAUCCUGGCCGUAAGUGGAAGGGACACAGAGCUGCAUACGUGUUUAUCAGCGGUUUCAGCAAGCGGAGCGGUUAUUCACACCAUUGCUGUUGGAGCCAAUUCUGAUCUCGAGCUGGAAUCCUUAGCGAAGAGCACCGGAGGAAAAAUGUUCUUCGCCUCAGACAGAAAUUAUUCGGACCAUCUGAUUGGAGCUUUUACCGAACUGUUUCCUAAAAACCAAGACACAUCGGAAACACUUAUAAAGAUAACAAGUGUCCAGAGACUUAUCCAGGCAGAGGGUCGUCUCUUUGGUUCAGUCAUUAUGGACAAGACUGUGGGGAAUCAUACAGUGUUCAGUAUUACCUGGCAGGCCGCCGAGCCACCUAAUGUCACCAUCCAGGACCCCUCAGGAUACACUUAUACCAAUGAAAAUCUUGACCACGACUUCAAAUCUCAACUAUCUUAUCUAAAGGUUCCAGGAACCUCACAGGUUGGCUCUUGGACAUAUAUCAUAGAAAACUUCUUAAACAUCAGCCAGGUUCUUGGCAUUCUGGUGAUCUCCAGACCAUCCUCAUAUACUGUGCCCCCUGUGACUAUGACCGGUGAAGCCAUUGAGGGAACGAUCACUUUUCCACAGCCGGUGACUGUCUUUGUGGAACUUAAGCAAGGACAUGCAGCAGUGCUGGGAGCGUACGUGACGGCGGUCAUUGAACCAGAAUCCAGAGAUCCCAUCAUUGUGACACUGAAUGAUAAUGGUGCAGGUGCUGACACUGUCAAGGAUGAUGGCAUAUAUUCCAGAUAUGUAUUUUGGUUCCCUACAAAUGGCAGAUAUGCAGUGAAUAUUGUUGCUUCAUGGACAAAUACUACUUUACUGGGGCAUGCACUAAACAACCGAGCCAUGUAUGUUCCGGGAUACAUAGAAAAUGGCACCAUCAAUAUGAAUCCUCCUAAACCAUUGUUCAGUAGUGAAGGACUGAGCUUCAAUGAACCAUUCAGCAGAAUUCACUUUCUUGGGAGUUUUACCGUAACUGAUGUCCCAGAGAACACAGAGGAGGAGGACGUUUUUCCUCCAUGUAAAAUAUUCGACCUUGAGGCAAGACUGGAGAAUGACCACGUGGUGCUAUCCUGGACAGCACCAGGGGAUGAUUAUGACCAAGGAUCUGCGUCCAGCUAUGACAUCAGGAUCGGCAGUAAUCCAUUGGAGUUACAACGAGAAUUUUCCAAGGCCUUGUCCAUCAAUGCUUCAUCUCUCCAACCGAAGAACGGCGGCAGCGUGGAAACCUUCACAUUCAGACUUCACAACGUGACGACCGGCAGCGGCAUCAUCACUUACAUCGCAAUCCGCUCGGUUGACAAAACCUUGCGACAAUCGGAAAUAUCCAACGUGGUUCACGUGACGAGGCGCGCGCUCCAGGAAGAAGACAUCAACUUCUCUUAUGCAUCGUCUGUCGCUAACGUUAAUACCACGACCGCCAUUGUUGUCUGUGUGACUGUAUUUUCUCUAUGUCUUAUAUUUGGCGCCGGCCUGUACUGCUGGAGGAAACACUUUGUGCGGGACUCGUAUAGACCAAUUCAGGAAACCAAAACCACUAGUGGGAGACAUGAUGAAGAACUGCCAUUGGGUGCGAGGUCCAAAGAUGAUAUUCCAGACGAUACUAUAAUUAUUCUAGAGGAAAGAGCAGAUUUGUAAAUAAAGUUGUAUGAUAUACCGUAUUUUUCGCCCUAUAGGACGCACCGGCAUAUAAGACGCACCCAAUUUUAAAGGUUACAAAAUCUAGAAAAAAAAAGAUUCUGAACCCAACAGUGAUCUUCAGCCUGCGGACCUCCAGAUGUUGCAAAACUACAACUACCAGCAUGCCCGGGCUGUCCGGGCUUGCUGGGAGUUGUAGUUUUGCAACAUCUGGAGGUCCUCGCGGUACUCGGGUGUCCCCGCAUCGGUACUCGCGUGUCCCCGCCGCUCCGGACCCAUCACCGCUGCCCUGGAUGUUGCCCUCCAUCGCUGUCGCUGCGUCCCCGUGGUGUCCCCGACGCUCCGGACGUCUUCUUCCCCGGGAUCCGCGCUCUCCAUCGCCGUCAUCACAUCGCCGCCAUCACGUCGCUACGCACGCCGCUCCUAUUGGAUGACGGGACGGCAUGCGCGAUGACGUGAUGGCGUCGAAGGAGAGCGCCGGCCAUGCAGGGGAUCCCUACACGGAGCAAACACCGAGGAGGCAGGUAAGGUCCCUCCCGGUGUCCUGUAAGCUGUCCGCGACACCGCGAUUUCACAGCGGCGGUCCCGAAACAGCCCGACUGAGCAGCCAGGUUAGUGUCACUUUCACUUCAGACGCGGCGGUCAGCUUUGAUCGCCGCAUCUGAAGGGUUAAUACAGGGCAUCACCACGAUCGGUGAUGUCCUGUAUUAGCCACGGGUCCCGGCCGUUGAUGGCCGCAGGGACCGCUGCGAUAGGUGUGUAUUCGCCGUAUAUGACGCACCAACUUCCCCCCCCCCCCCAGUUUUGGGGAAGAAAAAGUGCGUCUUAUAUGGCGAAAAAUACGGUAAGUGACCGGGGAGGGGCGGCAGACGUUAGAUCCCAUGUUUUCAUAAGCCAGAUAGAUUUUCGAGAAAGUCUCUGCAGGCAAUUCUUACAUACUAUGCGGGAAUCAUUUAUUUAUCAACUGAUGCACACCUGCAAAAUUGCGCGCACAGUGUUUUUUUUUUUUGCGCAUUGAUUUGCGCUGAAAUUAUUAUCUUAUUUUACGCUUUUUUAUGUUGUCUGCGCUGGCUUUGUCAUUUUUUUCUUCUGCACUUCCAGGAUGUGUGGUUAGCAGGUGCAUUGGUUGGUGUGCUGAACUUAUCACUUGCAUACAUUUUUUUUUGCCCGCAAAUGAACUCCAGUGACUGUCUGGCGUAGAAAUGUGUGUGAGCGUUUCACCCUUUAUUUGCACUAUCCAGGGGCUUCCUGUUUGCGCAAAUUUAUGAAGUGAUGUCUGCAAAUUUUUCCUCCCCCCUGUAUGUUCUUCUUUGCCACCAUCUCAGUGUUAUAUACCAACAUACAGUACAUUUUUCCCUCGACAUAAAUGUGUCCUGAGACACAUCCUUUAAUCUUUAGAUAUUUAUUAAUGAUUCAAAUUUCUUCCAUUCUAACACAUUUAUUAUUUGUAUAAACAUUCUUAAAUAAUGGGCCUCAUUUACUAAGAGUGUCCAGUUUUUACUAGUGGGAAAUGUUGCUCCAGACUUGCAGGAUUCCGCUCUAUUUACUAUGGGGAAAAGUCAGGAAAAUUUUCUCACCAUCUUUUUCUAGGUGGAAAUUUCCAGCCAUUUAUCCACAGGAUUUUCUGUGAAUUCAAUAGUAAAUAGGUCCGGUUGUGAAACAACGCCCCUUUUUGGCCCGGCCAUAACAACUUGCAACAGACCACGCCCCCUUUUCAGCUUUUCACAAUGCAAUGUCGGGUUUGUCGUUUUUUCUUGGCGCACACUGGCGCAGACAUGUUGCAGACACUCUGCGCCAAAAUAACUUGAUAAAAAACUGGUCGGUUUCAGCUUAGUAAAUGAGGCCCAAUAUGUGUAUAUUGUGCUUAUCUCGCUUUCUGUGUAAUUCAUAUUUCUACGAAUGUUUACUACAUUUCCCUGAAAUAGAAUAUCCUGUAAUUCUUACGCCCCAGAGAUCCUCAAUUACCCUCUGCUUAGCAAAACUAGUCUUGUAUUAUGAGGACAUCUAGUGGCCAAAAUAAUAAAUUACACUGACCCUUGUAUUCCCCGCUUAUAAGCUAAAUUCUGUGCUUAGUGAAAAGGUUGACCCUCGUUCCUUUAUGUUAUUUAAUAAAGUAUUAAUAAAGUGGAAGUCCAGCAUUGAUCUCUCUACUGUCCUGCAAAGGUGUGUUCGGAAAGACCCAGCACACGCUGGGUGGAAGAGUUGCCGAGGCAUAUGACGCCCGGUGAGUCCCUGCUGGGCAUAAUACGGUUACCAUGGCAACUGUACAGCCCAGUGUGAGCCGUGUCUCUCCGCACCAAUCUUUGCAGAACAGGUGGGAGACCAACAUUUGAUUAACACUUUGCUAAAGUGUUAAAUAGUGCACGGCCCGGCAAUCGUCCUUGAAAAUUAUGUUACAUUAUUCUACAUAACGCUGAGAAGUUACAUAUUUACUUUUGCACUGAUGUAAAUACAUUUGUGACUUUAAAUUGUAUUUUAGAUACUGUAUUGUCCGGCAUAUAAAACCCAGGAAAAUGUUCUCAAAAGUUGGGGGUCCUCUUGUACGGUUGCUGCAGUCGACCAGGAUGCCUGGGGUAUGGAUUAUCCAUACCCCGGGCGUCCUGGCCGAGAUUAAUUUACCCUGUCACAUUCGGGACAUCCCUGUGUCCCGAAAGAUCUUUUCGGGACACAAGGAUGUCCCUGUUACCUUUCUGCGGCCCCGCGUUAACUUUAAAAACGCAGGGGUUGCCGGGAGGUAGUGCACGCAGGGACGUCACUGACGUCCCUUGCGUGCGCCCAUAGAAACAGAUCAGAGUGAAGCGGGGCAGCGAGGAGGCGGAUGCGCGCAUGGUAAGUUACCAGCGGCACGUCAUCUUCGGUGCACCGACCACCGCUCUUCUGGUCCCAAGACCUACUGCUAAUGUGG
Messenger RNA from Hyla sarda, 5974 nucleotides. RefSeq names its product calcium-activated chloride channel regulator 1-like. The transcript is spliced from 15 exons. Gene Ontology annotation, biological process: chloride transport. The record is from RefSeq and is a predicted model, not a curated record. NCBI's taxonomy places the organism in Eukaryota, Metazoa, Chordata, Amphibia, Anura, Hylidae. Gene Ontology annotation, molecular function: intracellularly calcium-gated chloride channel activity. Bases 1 to 3069 code for a protein of 1022 amino acids.